AUGUCAGAAGCUGGUCCUGACUUGAAAUUCUGUGGCGCAAAGAAGUACAACUGGACCAGUGGGGAAUUGGACUGCUGUGGGGGGGAAGCCCAUGGUGAAGUCUACAACACGAAGCAGUCAACAUGCUGUUCAGAUGGGAUCUCCUCUGUCAUUCAUGAGGUCAAGGAAGGAUUCCACUGCUGCGGUACUGACUACAUCAACGGUGCCACUUACAAAUGCUGUACCACCAAGUACGACCAUAAACAGCCAAAACCUUACAACUUCCUACACUACAUGUGCUGUGCCACUCAACAUGACACCAAAAUCUCACGCUAUAUGCCAACAGUGGACAUUACUGACAACCUGGCAACCUGUUGUGGACUUGACACCAUGUACAAGGGAGAUCCUGACAUAAUGUGCUGCAAUGACAAGAUUGUCAAACAGACGGUGGGACAGGGCUGCUGUGCAGACCACGGGCUGUUCGACAACUCAACCCACAUGUGCUGCCAGGGGGAAAAGACAGUCAAGCGGAAUGAAUGCUGCCAAGGGCAAGUCCAUUCCCCUGAAGAGGGGAGGACAGCAUGCUGUGCAGGGACAGCAUACAACCCAGACACCCACUCCUGCUGCCAGGACACAGUUGUGAAUGGUACUGGUCAGUGUUGUGGAAAGGCUGUGAUGGACCCCAACACGGAUUCCUGUUGUCAAGGUAACAUUACCCUCAGCGGAACCUACGACCUGGAGUCUGAGCUGUGCUGUGGACCUAACCAUGACGUCGUACAAACCAAAGCCACCAACAACACCCGGUGCUGUGGGUCCACCACGUACGAGUUUGGUGAGGAGAAGUGCUGCGGGGCCGUCCUGAAGAUCCCCGCGGGCAGGGAGUGCUGUAGAUACCGGGGCUACGACCCCAGGAAUGCUACCUGCUGUGGAGGUCAGGUUCACAAUGGCAUCCCAAAGGACAAGAAGAUGUGCUGUGGUGACACCAUGAGGACAGAUCAACAGCUCUGCUGCAAAGACAACAACUGGAAAUACCGACUUCUUACAAAGAGGGGCCAGGAAGACAUGUGCUGCCUGGAUCACGAUACCAAUGACAUCUUGUUAUACGACAGUGAAGACAAGGUCUGCCUCCAUGGUAAGCUGUCUUUCAAAGUGCAGGGCCAGCAGCUGUGUGGAAGCACGUACUUCGACCCCCGCGAGAAAAUCUGCUGCUCUGGAGUUCUUCACUCCAAGGGAGAUGAAGCAGACAGGAUGUGUUGUGGGAGGGGCCCUCGGGCAUACUCCCCAUCAUACCAGUCCUGCUGCCAUGGGCGCAUCAGAACAGAUCCUGGACAUAUCUGGGGCUGCUGCAGAGGUAAGUUCUACCACAAGAAUGAACAUGACUGUUCAGGACCCCAUCAGCGGCUGGUUUCAUAUGUUGGGGAGACUCCCACACGUCCUCCACCUAACAUCCAGACAUCUCCAGCAAGAGAAAUGAUCACCUGUGCAGGUAGGCAGUACAGCAGGUGGAGUGAGGAUGGCCGAGAGAAAAGGUGCUGCAAAGUGUGGACGUACUUCCCACACAACCAGACCUGCUGUGGAUCCAGAGUCUAUGACCUGCCAGAAGAGACAGCCGGAUGCUGCCAAGGGGUUGCCUAUGAAAACACCACACAGUGCUGCAUCCAGCGGAAAAUACAAAACUGCACAGACCAGCCCAUCCCUUCCAACCCCACCCACACCAAAGUGCAGUUCUCCUGCAGUGGGUACAAGCAUGACAGGUAUGAUGAACAGGGCAACGAGAGGAAGUGCUGUGGAGGACUACUCCUCAACAUCCAGUUGAAAUUUCUACUCCUCAACAUCCAGUUGAAAUUUCUACUCCUCAACAUCCAGAGGACAAAGGAUAAGUAUGAUGUCUGCAAUGGCAACCUCUUCAUCACCACUAAGGAGAAGUGCUGUGACGGACGCAUCAGGAAGCUUAAGAAACGUAAAACAGAGUGCUGCGGCAAAUGGCUGGUGAACCCCCGGCGCAUGGACUGCACCGACAACAAGCCUGUCAAGAGAACGGUUACGUGUGAGGAAAAAUGUGAUACCAAGUUCAAACGCAGGCUGGACUGGAAAUUCCCUGAAUGCUCGAAGACACACAUAUUCUCAGCAAAAGUCCAGGAGGAGCUCGAGGUUCCCCUGAUGAACACCAACAUAACCACCUUCAUCCUGACUGACAUUGAUGACGGAACAGCAACAUCCAGGAGACAAACCAACAAGAACAACAAGCCGCUGCAAAACUACCUGUUCAUGCAGGUUCACCGAUGUCAGUGCCCCACUUUUCGUGUGGGCAGGAGAUAUCUUUUUUUGACAGAUGCCAACAUCGCCAGCGGUGCAUUUGUGUACGAUCCGCUUAACGAUGUGGUGAUAAGGUAUAAGCUCGACAGGAUGUUUCUUAUCAAGAAGUUGCACAAAAGGGGAAAGUGUUAUGGGGAGGUUUACUACCCUACUAUUUGAGUUGUAUUGUGACAUGCAAAAGUCGAUAACCAAGAUGGAUUUGGACAGUUUCAAAAUAUUGACAAGAAUGUUUGGUCAAAACUAGGUUCACAUCAGAUGUUGUCUACUUUGAAAUCACUGUUUGUAUUUUGGCAUUACUAAAUGUGAAUAACCCUUGUUAUCAAUGUGCUUAUUAUGUUUGUUGGCAACCAACAUGAAGAAACUAUUGGUAGUUUGAAUC
Molecule: messenger RNA, 2674 nt
Organism: Branchiostoma floridae (Florida lancelet)
Lineage: Eukaryota; Metazoa; Chordata; Leptocardii; Amphioxiformes; Branchiostomatidae
Exons: 15
Coding region: 1-2454 (817 amino acids)
Source: RefSeq, a predicted model, not a curated record